GCGUUUUCCUGUCACAUGGCCAAUUUAAAGGGGUCAGUAGGUAUCGGUCAGUAUCGUUUGUCCUGUUGUAAUUCUCUGUGGUGCAGUGCACGGCUUUUUGAGAAUCAUCUCUACAGAAAAACAAACAAAAAAGGUGUAAGUGGAUAUACGGUCACUACUUCAAACGCAAAUGUACAAGUGGAAGAGAACAAAGGUGUGGAUUUGACAUGCGCACAUUCAGGAGACUUUGGUUCAAAUGUUUUACUUAGAUGGAAAUUUAAGGACCGAAAAGGCUCUCAGGUGUUUGUGGUUCACGAUGGGAAACCAACAGCUCCGUAUGCUAACCGUUUGACUGUGUAUGGUGGUAGCAAUCUGAGAUUCACCACAGUCACUCGUAAAGAUACUGGAGUGUACACCUGUGAGAUAACCAGCGGCGACAAAACCCAAGUUGGGGAAACCAAUGUGAAUCUGACUGUUCUGGUGCCUCCAUCUGUGCCAUAUUGUAUUGUCCCCUCAUCGGUAACAACGGGCAGGACAGCCACCAUGUAUUGCUCUGAUGAAAGCGCUUCACCCCCUCCCACAUACAAGUGGUACAAAAACAACGUUCUUCUGCCUGAUAACCCUAGUAACGUUGCUGGCUUCAAAAACGCCACCUACAGGUUGAAUCCAAAAACUGGCGUACUGGAGUUUCCUGCUGCAGCUAAGACGGAUACAGCUGACUACUACUGUGAGUCUGUCAAUAGCGCUGGCCCUGCUCAGAGAUGUAGAGCUAUGAAGAUGGAAGUUCGCGACCUAAACGCAGGAGGAAUUGCUGCUGGUGUAAUUAUAGCUCUGCUGCUGGUGGCCCUACUGAUAUUUGCCAUUUGGUUUGCCAAAAAGAAAGGAUAUCUGCCUGCAAAGAAAGAAAGCAGUUCAAAGAUGAACGCGUCUUACCACCCACCUCCUAGUGGUGAUGAUGCGGAUUUCACACAGAAGUCAUCAUUUGUGGUAUAGUGUACGAGCAGCAGUGGCUACAGCAAGCGCUCUGAGCGAGAUGUCUUUUAAGUGUGUGGUUUUCCAGGAGUUUGAAAGUUUGUACAAUGCAGUUUUUAUAGACCAUUGCAAUAUAUAUUUUUUUUAACCUGAGCCAGCUACAGUAGUCUGUCAAACGCAUCAACAUGUGAGGUUCAUGCAGCAAUACCACAGGAAAGAAAUAGAAAACUAAUGAACCCCGUACUGUAUCUAUCUUUACUGAAAUGAACUGUGGCCACUAGUGACCUAUUUUCAGCAGAGACCAAUUUUCUGCUCAUCACUGAUGUGUGCGUUUCUGUGUGCUUUUUAUCUUCUGUCUUCUGUUAGAACAAGAUUUUAAAGAUAUGCGCUUACUUAUGAAAACAAGAUUAAUUAGAGUACAGAGACCCUUACACCACCCCCACCACCAGCAGCAGUAAAUGAAAAUAAAUAUAUUUAUUAUCUUUACAUUGAGGACAGACGUAUAUUGCUGCAUUUAUUACAUUUGCUGUCCCAUCACAUUCAUUUCCGCUAGCACAACUCUCUUAUCGGUCUUUGUGGGUUAGCUGAAAUGAGCCUGAAUAUCACGGCCACGUUUUUAAAGGGGUUUUAUUUUUUGUUUUUCCUGCUUUAGUUUUUUUUUUUCUUCUUUUUCCAACCACAGAUCUGAUGUUAUGUACAUGAUAAGUUUUUUUCUGUCUCUUUCUUUGUAAAUAAAACUAAUUUUAAAAUUUGGAUAGCUUCUUGGGAUUAAAUGGUCACUCUUAUACCCCUUUCACUGCAGGAAAAUGGUUCAAUACUGUUCCCAAAUCUUGGAACUUUGCUGCCGUCUGUAGCGUUUUCGCCUGCUUAAGCCAGAAUGACUGUGAUGAUUUGGUGCAGUACUAUUGCAGGCUUUACAUCUUUCUAUCCAAAGAUGAAAUGUCCUCUAGUUUUGCUCAUCUGAAGUGAAGAAAAGAGCAAUCGUUUACCAUUAGAUCCUUGGAGGAUAAUUUACUAGAUACUAACCAACUUCCUGUGUUGUAGACCAUACAGACCUCUUCUCUGACUUGACUUAACAUGAAUCGUACUCCUCUGAAUCUACAUGUAUUUAAUGAAUUUGAAGAAAAGACUCGAUCAGCGUUAAGCCACACAGCCUGAAGAACUUCUGUGUAGUGUAUGUCAAAACAGAACAAUAUUAGUGUGAUCUGUUGGACACGAUCACACUUCAGUUUAUUUUAGAGGGUAUGUGUCUGCGUCUGUGUGCAUUUGGCAACUAAAGUCAUGAACUGCUACAUUCCUUGUGAUGUUUAUGAAGCAAUGCUGUUGGUGUGUGUUUGUUUAAAAAAAAAAAAAUGCCUUUCCUGCUUAGUAAAAAGGCUUCCACGUAUUUGGCAUAGAGCCUGUUUAGGAAGGGUGAGACUUAAUACUGAGAGUGCGCAACCCUGCAGCAGUAUUAGCAGUAAGCUAGCACACCCACCAAUUUCAUCAUGAUUCACACUGGAAAAACUUAAUAUCCAUUUUAUUCCAA
Messenger RNA from Oreochromis niloticus (Nile tilapia), 2479 nucleotides. RefSeq names its product F11 receptor, tandem duplicate 1 (gene f11r.1). Gene Ontology annotation, cellular component: bicellular tight junction. The record is from RefSeq and is a predicted model, not a curated record. Lineage: Eukaryota; Metazoa; Chordata; Actinopteri; Cichliformes; Cichlidae. Gene Ontology annotation, biological process: cell adhesion; establishment of endothelial intestinal barrier; intestinal absorption. The transcript has 10 exons. The coding region runs from base 16 to 972 and encodes 318 amino acids.